Molecule: messenger RNA, 471 nt
Organism: Mesocestoides corti
Lineage: Eukaryota; Metazoa; Platyhelminthes; Cestoda; Cyclophyllidea; Mesocestoididae
Source: the annotation of a GenBank genome assembly
AUGAAGGUGAGAGUGGACGUGUCGUGCGAGACCGAAUUUGAGGCGACGUCAUCUGCCGCGGAAGACAGUGUUGGAAGCGCUGGUGCUUCGGAAGCCUCCAGUAACAAAGGACGAGUGGCGAGGGACGUGGUGGAGGAAAAGUCGGUUGCAGAGAGUAAAGUGGAGGGUGGUGGUGGCAGAGGAAAGGGUGUUAAACGCAAGAACCUUCGUUUGCAGAAGACGGCCACUGCGAAGUUGCGCCUCCCUGAACCUGCUGACAUCAUCGACCCACCACUAAAAGCUGACGAGCUUCUUCUGGCGUUGUCACAGAGAACCAGCGCAGACCUGCAACGCAAGUACCAAUCUAUUGACGCCUCCGAGCAGUUCACUCACGCGAUCACAGACCACCUCCUUGAAUAUCGUCGACUGAGUAGUGUUCUCGUCAAAAACUCACGAGAACGCAAAUUCGCGGGACGACUGACCAAAGUUUGA